UAUUUAGCUAUUGCGUGUUUUUCUGGAACGUUCAGCGUCCAGCGUAUAUAAGCUGGCACUAACAGCGCGGGCCUUCAAGGCCGACAUUAGCUGCGGUAUCAACAAGAAGUACUUAAACAACAACUCUCCAUCCACAUUCUGUGUCGCAGUAGCUGCUAACUUCUUCUCCAACAAAGAUGGCUCUCAUCAACGCAUUUCUCAGAGACUUGUGGAGCGAUCCCUGGAAGGAAAUGACCGGUUCGUCCCGACUCUUUGAUCAGGAUUUUGGGUAUGUCCUCUCUCCUGAGGACAUGGUCGUGCCGAGGUACUGGCGACACCCGAUGAUGGUACCCAGAAUGCAGCGUCCACCCCAGGCUAGCGGUAUGUCUGAGGUCGUCAACGACGAAAAGGAAUUUCGCAUGAGUCUGGAUGUGAAGCAUUUUAAGCCAGAAGAGAUCAACGUCAAGACACGCGACAACAGGGUCGUCAUCGAAGCUAAGCACGAAGAACGCCCCGAUGAGCACGGCUUCAUCAUGCGACAGUUCACUCGUCAGUACGUCCUGCCAAAGGACGUAGACCCUAAUGCUGUGACAUCGACGUUGAGUCCAGACGGCAUGCUGACGAUCAAGGCGCCGAAGAAAGCUCUGCCAGAGACUGAGGAGCGUGUCAUUCCAAUCGAGCACGAGGCCACCCAGAAACUGGAGCAGUAACCGCCUUCAGUCUGUGAGGGUACAGGCGUGGAACAUUCGCCCAGAAUCUUCCGUUUUCAGAUGGACUUCAAAUGAGGCACUACAAUCAGUAACCGGGUGUUACGCCUAUCCUGGCUUUUGAAGAAAAAAAAAAACAUUUGAAGGAUGGGACUAGUGACUUGUGCCAAGACUGUGCUGUAUGAAUGUUUAAUGCUAACUAGUGCAUAAUCUAUUUCUUUUCAUUUCGCAAUAAAACGUGUUUAUAUAUAAAU
Pomacea canaliculata is the source of this 940-nucleotide messenger RNA. RefSeq names its product alpha-crystallin A chain-like. Gene Ontology annotation, biological process: protein refolding; response to heat. The transcript has 3 exons. The coding region runs from base 177 to 689 and encodes 170 amino acids. NCBI's taxonomy places the organism in Eukaryota, Metazoa, Mollusca, Gastropoda, Architaenioglossa, Ampullariidae. Gene Ontology annotation, molecular function: protein folding chaperone. The record is from RefSeq and is a predicted model, not a curated record.